AUGGAGCGUUUUGAGAUGGUAUUCUGCUACGAAGAAUAUGAUACAGUAAUUCUAGGCAAACAUAUGUUGAUUGUGCCCCAGCACUCAGCAGCAUUACCAGGCGCAGCGGACGUACAAGUCAUCUCUAUCCCCAGUAAUCACAGUAACAUGGCCAAGUUCCUGUCAGAGAACGACUCGGGGUUCAAAUCAGUGUACAGAAGUCUUCAGUCAAUGCGGGCAAAGGCGAAUGCAAAAGUGCAAGACAAUUGGUGGCGGUGGGAGUAUUCCAACAGUCAGUAG
Molecule: messenger RNA, 279 nt
Organism: Cladophialophora immunda
Lineage: Eukaryota; Fungi; Ascomycota; Eurotiomycetes; Chaetothyriales; Herpotrichiellaceae
Exons: 2
Coding region: 1-279 (92 amino acids)
Source: RefSeq, a predicted model, not a curated record